AGCAGUCAGGCCGCAUUGCAGCAUGGCAGUGCUAGAUUGCACCGCAUCCAUCAUCAUCAUUCCUCAAUGGUCAUCACGAUUCAUCCCGCCUUGGAGAGGCAUGAAACAUGGUGAGCCGCCCCAGCAACCGAACACUACUCAUAGUCAAGCAUACAAAUGGACGGCGAUGCAACUCAUCAUCCAUGCCAGAUUGGUCGAGUGGUCAGCAGUGGCGCAUCUUUCGGUACGGGAUUCCGAGAUCUGCCCAAGCAUCCUGGUUUGCGUGGCUGUCCAAAAGCAGAAAAGCACCGAGCGUCAAGCCGUGUGUGUGAAGAUGUAAAUCGCAGACUAACCGUCCCGUGGACUUGAAUCUCGGUUGUGGCUUCGGCAUAUCACGAUCCGUUACCGCGAUGGUCGACCUUCCUUCUAGACAUGUAAGUAAUCAAGUCACACGGUACAAUACGUCAUUCGACGGCCGGCUGUCCCGUGUCACGACUGCCUGGCUUCAUAAUAGCUCACUGCCUUUUCCUGCCAUGAACUAGGGAAGCGCCCCAGUCCACUUCGGCCAUUCUUCCCGCUGUUGAUAUUGCGCGCGGGUCUCCUUUUAUAUUAAUUCGACCACUUCCCACCAGUCGUUGGUGCAGGAUCCGCUUAUCAUGUGUGGGUUCAGUCACAAAAGAGCGCAACUACAAGCUCCGUCUUGACAGGGACCCAACCCCAUAUUAGCCGGCAAAUCGCAAAGCGAGCGGCAACACCACACAACCACUGACAGUCGAGCGGGAACCCAGCAGCGGGCCUAGACUGGAAAACCUGGGGCAAUCACAAAUGAACUGGAGAAUCUGGGGGAAUGUCGGCUUGUGUAUCCCAACCGCCCCGCCAUGCAACGGCAGAGCAAGCCGCAACCAUGUAAAUGGAACGUCCCUAAACGGCAACCGAUGUAGCCUUCUCACGACUAUCUCUACCUUUUAAAGACUCAGGCUCAUCUUCCACACCCUCACUCUUCUCUUUUCCUGUCUCAUCACAUUUUUUGCUCUUGUGCCACCAGCCAGCCAAAACCAAAUUCAAAAUGUUGACCUCCCUCAUCAGCACCCUCGGCCUUCUCGCCGCCGGCGUCAACGCCCACGGUGCCGUCACCAGCUACAUCAUCGACGGCAAGACCUACCCCGGCUACCAGGGCUUCUCCCCGGCCAACAGCAAGAAUGUGAUCCAGCGCCAAUGGCCCGACUACAACCCCAUCACCUCUUGCAGCGCCUCCCAGCUCCGCUGCAACGGCGGCACCUCGGCCACCGAGUCCGCCCCCGUCCAGCCCGGCUCCAAGGUCAGCGCCGUCUGGCAGCAGUGGACCCACUCCCAGGGCCCCGUCAUCGUCUGGAUGUACAAGUGCCCGGGCGCCUUCAGCUCCUGCGACGGGUCUGGCUCCGGCUGGUUCAAGAUUGAUGAGGGUGGCUUCAAGGCUAGCAACGGCGUGUUCCUCGACUCGGAGAACCCGUCUGGGUGGGAGAUUGCCAAGCUUGUCGGUGGCAACAAACAGUGGACUAGCACUAUUCCUUCGGGGCUUGCUCCUGGAAACUAUCUCAUUCGCCACGAGUUGAUUGCCCUUCACCAGGCCAAUGCUCCUCAGUUCUACCCCGAGUGCGCUCAGCUCGUGGUUGGCGGGUCUGGCUCGGCUCAGCCGGAUAGCUCUUACAAGGCUGCUAUUCCUGGGUACUGCAAGGAUGGUGACUCUAACAUUAGGGUCCCCAUCAACAACCGCAACAUUCCCCAGACCUAUGUUGUCCCCGGUCCUCCGGUGUGGCGCGGUGCCUCCAAGAAGGCUCGUGACUUCUCUGCUUAAGCGGUUUGAUGAGGUCCACGGGAUGAGGAUGAUUAGUGGAAGACAAUUUUGGGUACAUACCUUGGUUUCAUUGCUUUGACUUGAGCCAUGGUAGCAUUUCGCCCGCUUUGAUUCAUGUCAAUCAACUUUUGUAUAUAACUCUUCGCCA
Podospora bellae-mahoneyi is the source of this 1961-nucleotide messenger RNA. RefSeq lists its product as uncharacterized. Bases 1046 to 1813 code for a protein of 255 amino acids. The transcript has 2 exons. The record is from RefSeq and is a predicted model, not a curated record. Lineage: Eukaryota; Fungi; Ascomycota; Sordariomycetes; Sordariales; Podosporaceae.